UUUCCUUCUUCCGAGAGAAAACCAUUCGAUUACUCCAAAUCCCAUUCCUUUCCGAUUCCUUUUCUUCUUCUGUGACCAGCUUCAGUCAUUGCUGGGAGGAGCGGAUUCAAUCGCCGUAAAAACGGGAUCAACUGUUAUCCUCGCGAGUUUCUACUGCUCGGAAACCAUUUCCGUGCAGGUGAAACGCCCGCGAUGACGGGGAGCGUGAUGUGAAGAAGCCGAGUUGCCCUCGGACAGCAUUUGGGUUCAAGGAAGUUUUUACACUCUAUUGGCAAUGGAAGAAUCAGAGAAAGAGUCAAUAAAAGAGGCAUCAGUGGAGGUUUCUGAAGAGUUCAAGACCCUCAUUAAUGCAGAUGAUGUUGAUUCCCUUAAGCAAAUACAGCACCUCAUUUUGGGAAGGCUACAGGACAGCAAUGCGGUGCUCUCACAUUUUAAUGAGUAUUCUGAGAAUUGCUUCAACGAAGUUUCAGGUGAUUUCUCCAAAAAUACCCGUCUCUUGAGGUCCAUGAAGUCGGACCUUGACUACAUCUUUCAGAAGCUAAGGAGUAUGAAGGCAAAGCUUUUGGCCACAUAUCCCGAUGCAUUUUCCGACGACUCUAAAGGAGAAAUAAUUGAUUGUAGACCAGACCUCGAGCUGUCGCAGUAAUUACGAUAACCUCAUGAAACAAGUUCGUGUUUUCUUUUGGAGAAGAAAAGCGGAAGAAAAGCUUAUUGAUGCUUUGAUUGUCUUCAA
Molecule: messenger RNA, 733 nt
Organism: Syzygium oleosum
Lineage: Eukaryota; Viridiplantae; Streptophyta; Magnoliopsida; Myrtales; Myrtaceae
Product: kxDL motif-containing protein LO9-177
Exons: 4
Coding region: 275-646 (123 amino acids)
Biological process (GO): lysosome localization
Cellular component (GO): BORC complex
Source: RefSeq, a predicted model, not a curated record